Molecule: messenger RNA, 935 nt
Organism: Carcharodon carcharias (great white shark)
Lineage: Eukaryota; Metazoa; Chordata; Chondrichthyes; Lamniformes; Lamnidae
Gene: mad2l1
Product: MAD2 mitotic arrest deficient-like 1 (yeast)
Exons: 5
Coding region: 13-630 (205 amino acids)
Biological process (GO): mitotic spindle assembly checkpoint signaling
Cellular component (GO): kinetochore; cytoplasm; nucleoplasm
Source: RefSeq, a predicted model, not a curated record
GAUUUGAAUGUGAUGGCGGGUAAAGUGGUGGCGCGAGAGGGGAUCACCCUGAAGGGCAGCGCGAGUAUCGUGUCCGAGUUCUUCAGUUAUGGGAUCAACAGCAUCUUGUACCAACGUGGAAUCUAUCCACCAGAGUCUUUCACACGAGAACAGAAAUAUGGGCUUACAAUGCUUGUUACAACUGAUCCUGUCCUUAACAACUAUUUAAAGAACGUUGUUGGCCAGCUUAAAGAUUGGUUGUGUAGCCAUUUUGUUCAAAGGCUUGUGGUGGUUAUCAACAGCAUUGAAACUAAUGAAGUGCUGGAAAGAUGGCAGUUUGACAUUGAGUGUGACAAAACCAUGACUGAAAACAGCCAGCCGAGAGAGAAAUCUGAAAAAGCGAUUCAAGAUGAAAUCCGGUCCGUCAUUAGACAGAUCACUGCCACAGUGACUUUCUUGCCUUUGCUAGAUGCUGCAUGUUCUUUUGAUCUUCUAAUAUACACAGACAAAGACCUGGAGGUGCCAGAAAAGUGGGAAGAAUCAGGGCCACAAUUUAUUAACAACUCUGAAGAGGUUCGCCUGAGAUCUUUCACUACGACCAUACACAAAGUGAAUAGUAUGGUUGCAUACAAAAAAAUUGAAUCUUUUUAGUGGGCAGCAAUGUACAGAACUGUACAUAAACUCUUUUUGUACAAAUGUAUUUCACUGCCACUUUGUGCACCCUUAAAACAGUAAAGUGUCUAGAUUUUAUUUGUACUGUACUUUUUACAUAUGUAAAGCUGCAGCUUUCCCAUGGUUGAAGAAUGUUCUUUUUAACUUUUGCUUUCCUUGGUGUAUAAUUCAAAAAAUGUUUCAACAGAAUGUUGAGAUUUUAGCAUUUAAAUCAGAAAUUUAGUUUGAAUUGACAUAGGUUGUUGACUUUUUAAAAAUGUGAAUAAAAUUGCUGUGACAAUGUC